Molecule: messenger RNA, 1350 nt
Organism: Paramecium tetraurelia
Lineage: Eukaryota; Ciliophora; Oligohymenophorea; Peniculida; Parameciidae
Exons: 3
Biological process (GO): clathrin coat disassembly; clathrin-dependent endocytosis
Cellular component (GO): cytoplasm; intracellular membrane-bounded organelle; vesicle
Molecular function (GO): clathrin binding
Source: RefSeq, a predicted model, not a curated record
AUGAAACAGGUUCCUAUUGUAUAUUUUUUUCAGAAUGAACCAAAGACACAAUUUAUGUUCUUUUUCUAAGGAGAGGAACUUGUUGUUAAAAAUAUAUUACAGCAAUUUCCUUUUAAAAUUACUAGUCACCAUAUUCGAUUUAAAAUAUUUGUUUAAGACAUCGAACCAAAAACGUAAUUGAUUAAAUUCAUUCUUAGUCAUGCUUGGUUUGAUAUCUCUAAUCCAAAUGCCAAAGUGCCAGUUGUCAAUGAUACUGUUUAUGCUAAAAUAUUGACUCUCUAAGAUCUUUCGUAUAGUAGGAUAGCCAAAAAAAUGGUUGAAAGUGUGCAAUAAGAUUAGAAGGUAGGAGAUUUAAAGCCCCCAAAAAAUACUAUUCAAUCAUCACCAUAAACUCAAAAUAGGGUAUAGCAAUAAUAAUCCAAUUAAUCACCAAUAUUGCAAUAGUAACUAAAUUCAAAAUAAACUCUGCAGCCUGUUGCAUAGUAAGGUGGUGAGAGACAGAGCAAUAGAUAAUUGAGUAAUUAAUCAAAUGGGACUAGUCAAAGUGGAGAUCUUUUGGAAGCUUUUGAGAAAUUCGAUUUUAAACCAAAUAAUCUUCACACUCAAUCCUAACCAAUCAGUCAGGCAGAUCUAGAUGUGAACAAUUAAAAUAAUACUAAUUUUUAGAAUUUCCAACAAUUCUAACCAACCAUUUUGUAAAAUGAUUAAGACUAAUUUCAUAUGUCUGGAUUGGAUUCUCGACCAGAAUAGAAUGAUGCUCAGUUUACACAAUUCUAACAAAAACCAUCACAAUAGUAAGCAAAAAAGGGAGAGGAUCUAUUUGAAUUUGAAGUAGAGAAGAAAGUCAAUCCCUAAAAUGAUCAAUCCCAAAAGAGAGAUGGACAAGAUUUGUUUUCAUUCGAUGCUCCAAAUCAAUAGACAUAAUCAUAAUAAUCUAAUGAUUAAUAUGAGGGGUUGACUGAUAAAUAAAUUGUUGAUAUGAGGGUAGAAUAAGCAGCAGAGGGUUUACAAAAGAUCUGGUAAAAUGAGGCAGAUUAUAAUGAGUAAAGACAAUAAGCUAAAGAAGAAAUAGAACCCAAAAUAUUAAAAUGGGCCUAUAAGAAUAACGUAAGAAAUAAUUUAAGAUUGCUACUUUCAACUUUGAAUGAAGUCUUGUGGGAUGGAACAGAUUGGUAAUGUUCAUUUGGUGAUUUGAUGACGGAUGGCAAAGUUAAAUUAAAGUAUCGUCAAGCUUUAUUGAUUGUUCAUCCAGAUAAGCAUAACUAGACUCCUGCAUAAUAGAGAUACAUUGCUGAACGAGUAUUUUACGAACUUAAUUAAGCUUGGAAUGAUGAUAAAAAUAGAAAUUGA